AAGAUAACACAGGAAGAUGAGAACGACAACAACGCCGAGGUCACCUGGGAGGACCAGCAGCGUAUCAACUCGUUCUCGAAGAUGAACACGAGAGUCAAGGGAAUUGAGGAGAAGAUUGAAGCAUUAAAGCAAGAAAAGGAGGCCCUCGAUGACCUGGGCAUGGAGCUUGAACUCGCGGACGAAGACCAACUCGUUCUGUAUCGCGUCGGCGAAGCGUUCGUGCACCUACGGCACAGCCAAGCCAUGAAGCGGCUAGAGAAGGACCAAAGCGACCUCAGCAGCCAGUUCGAGAGCUUAAGAGAGAAGGCAGAAGAAUGUGAGAAGGAGAUGAAGGAGCUCAAGGUCGUGCUGUACGCUAAGUUCGGCCGUGCGAUCAACCUGGACGAAUGA
Molecule: messenger RNA, 390 nt
Organism: Phanerochaete carnosa HHB-10118-sp
Lineage: Eukaryota; Fungi; Basidiomycota; Agaricomycetes; Polyporales; Phanerochaetaceae
Exons: 4
Biological process (GO): protein folding
Cellular component (GO): cytoplasm; prefoldin complex
Source: RefSeq, a predicted model, not a curated record